Molecule: messenger RNA, 1109 nt
Organism: Bufo bufo (common toad)
Lineage: Eukaryota; Metazoa; Chordata; Amphibia; Anura; Bufonidae
Gene: CYREN
Product: cell cycle regulator of NHEJ
Exons: 4
Coding region: 67-471 (134 amino acids)
Biological process (GO): double-strand break repair via nonhomologous end joining; negative regulation of double-strand break repair via nonhomologous end joining
Cellular component (GO): nucleus; cytoplasm
Source: RefSeq, a predicted model, not a curated record
UAUCGCGUGCAGCAUUUUGGGAAAUGUAGUUUUUGUGAAAAAGAGGAAGUUAUCCUAGACGGUGUAAUGGACGACACGGAGUCUAAAAUUAAAAAGCGUGUCCUCCCGUCCUGGAUGAUCAAUGAUAACUCCCAUCCGAAGAAGCGGUGUACCACAGAGGCAAAGGGGAGGAAGAAGACACAAGGUUCGUCCCGGAAUAGAACUGUGUACUGUAUGAACGAGAAGGAGCUGGUGGAGUGCGCACUGGAGAUACUGAACCAGGGUAAAGUACAUAGAGACAUCGAGGAGAAAAACAAAAGUGAACUACAAGAAGAUAAAGAGGACUCCUCCCUCGAUACAGACAUUGAUAAGAAGCCGGUGAUACCCCCCACAUCCGACAAGCCACAAACUAUUCCGCUGUCGUCUGAUGAGCUGAAGAACGACUCAGAUGACGACCCCUUAAAAUACGUCAGGGAGAUUUUUUUUUGCUGAAGAUCUGUGACAAAGGUUUUUUCUGUUUAUGUAUUUUAUCGUUAGAUCAUGAUGUUCAACUUUCUAAUAGACUUCAAGAUCUAUACUUCCUGGCAAUGAAUGGAAAUAUAUCUGUUUACACCCAGAGACAGAAGGCCAGUUCAGACCUAAUGCAUCUUACAACUGAGGAUUUGUGGGAGUUGUCUCUAAUCUGGAUAAUCCUGUAUGCAUGGGUCAGGGGUUGCCUGUUUUCUGUAUUGGUGGAGGUCCCAGUUGCUGGUUCUAGGAUCACUGGGCGGUGUGCAGGUUCUCACCAAACUCCCAUGGCAGCGGUUCUCACCGGGAUUUUAAUAAUGCCACCCCUCUGCCUCUUUUGGCAUUCACCUUCACAUUUGCCAUCACACCCUAUUAAUAAGGUCAAUGACUCAACAGAAAAUAAUGGUAACAUCUCAAAUAACUCUGACCUCUGUCAUCUAUCAGAAGAGACAUGUACUGUACAUAAAAAUAUAAAAAUUCACGUGGAGGAAUAUUGACCAGACAAAAUCCUGGAAUCAUGGAGGUGGAAUGGCCAUGGUAGACCAUGUAUUACUGGCAUCAGACCACACUGAAUGGCCCAACUUUAACCCUAUUUGAACACCUUCAGGACCAAUACAGUUUUG